AUGUCUGAGGGAGCCACUCCGUCUCCCAAGCCCGCAGUGGUGGUGGAGGCUCACGAAGUCGACACUUACCAUGUCCCCAAGGCAUUCUUCGAGAAGCACCCGAGUAAGCCGCAUUUGAGCGGUCUGGACGAGUACAAGAAGCUCUAUGAGGAAUCCAUCCGGGAUCCCGACACCUUCUGGGCCCGAAUGGCCCGGGAACUGCUCACCUUCGACAAAGACUUCCACACCACCCACACGGGCUCUCUCGUCAACGGCGACAAUGCCUGGUUCCUGGGAGGCCGCCUGAACGCGUCCUUUAACUGCGUCGAUCGCCAUGCCAUCAAGAACCCGGACAAGGUCGCCGUCAUCUAUGAGGCCGAUGAGCCCAACGAAGGCCGCUCCAUCACCUACGGGGAGCUGAUGCGGGAAGUCUCGCGGGUUGCCUGGGUGCUGAAGUCCCAGGGCGUCAAGAAAGGCGAUACCGUCGCCAUCUACCUGCCCAUGAUCCCCGAAGCCAUCAUUGCCUUCCUGGCCUGCGCUCGCAUCGGCGCCAUCCACUCCGUUGUCUUCGCCGGCUUCUCCUCAGAUUCGCUGCGGGACCGUGUUCUCGACGCCAAGUGCAAGAUCGUUAUCACCACCGACGAAGGCAAGCGUGGUGGCAAGCUGAUCGGCACCAAGAAGAUCGUCGACGAGGCUUUGAAGCAGUGCCCGGACGUCACCAGUGUCCUGGUCUACAAGCGCACCGGAGCGGACGUGCCGUGGACCAAGGGCAGAGACCUGUGGUGGCACGAGGAGGUCGAGAAGUUCCCCAACUACCUGCCUCCGGAAUCCAUGGACUCCGAGGACCCUCUCUUCCUUCUCUACACCUCCGGCUCGACGGGCAAGCCCAAGGGUGUCAUGCACACCACCGCUGGCUACCUGGUCGGCGCCGCGGCGACUGGAAAGUACGUCUUCGACAUUCACGAAGACGAUCGCUUCUUCUGCGGUGGAGAUGUUGGCUGGAUCACGGGUCACACCUAUGUCGUCUACGCCCCAUUGCUCCUUGGCUGCUCCACCGUCGUCUUCGAAAGUACCCCGGCCUACCCCAACUUCUCUCGCUACUGGGACGUGAUCGAGAAGCACAAGGUGACGCAAUUCUACGUCGCCCCUACCGCCCUGCGGCUCCUCAAGCGUGCCGGUAACGAGCACAUCCACCACAACAUGGAGCACCUGCGUGUCCUUGGAUCGGUCGGUGAACCAAUUGCGGCUGAAGUUUGGAAGUGGUACUUUGAGGUUGUUGGUAAGCAGCAAGCGCACAUCGCCGACACCUACUGGCAAACGGAAACCGGCUCGCACAUCAUCGCUCCUUUGGGCGGUGUUACCCCUACGAAACCCGGCAGUGCCUCUCUGCCUUUCUUCGGUAUCGAGCCUGCCAUCAUCGAUCCCGUCUCGGGCGAGGAGAUCAAGGGCAACGACGUCGAGGGCGUCCUUGCCAUCAAGCAGCCAUGGCCCAGCAUGGCCCGUACUGUCUGGGGUGCCCACAAGCGGUACAUGGACACCUACCUGAACGUCUACAAGGGCUACUAUUUCACCGGUGAUGGUGCCGGCCGUGACCACGAUGGAUACUACUGGAUCCGUGGCCGUGUGGACGACGUCGUUAACGUGUCUGGUCACCGUCUCUCCACGGCAGAGAUCGAGGCCGCCCUGAUCGAGCACCCCAUGGUUGCCGAAGCGGCCGUUGUGGGAAUUGCAGACGAACUCACCGGCCAGGCGGUGAACGCGUUCGUUUCUCUCAAGAGUGGCAACGAGACGAACGACCAGGUGCGCAAGGAUCUUAUCAUGCAGGUGCGCAAGUCCAUUGGACCCUUCGCCGCCCCCAAGGCUGUCUACGUCGUGGACGACCUCCCCAAGACCCGCAGUGGCAAGAUCAUGCGUCGUAUUCUGCGCAAGGUCCUGAGCGGCGAGGAGGACAGCUUGGGUGACACUUCUACGCUGUCGGACCCGAGUGUUGUGACUAAGAUCAUCGAGACCGUCCACGCUGCCCGCAAGUGA
This is a messenger RNA of Rasamsonia emersonii CBS 393.64, 2010 nucleotides long. Its product is annotated as Acetate--CoA ligase. Bases 1 to 2010 code for a protein of 669 amino acids. The transcript is spliced from 6 exons. Lineage: Eukaryota; Fungi; Ascomycota; Eurotiomycetes; Eurotiales; Trichocomaceae. The record is from RefSeq and is a predicted model, not a curated record. Gene Ontology annotation, cellular component: cytosol. Gene Ontology annotation, molecular function: acetyl-CoA synthetase activity; AMP binding.